AUGGGAGCCCGGCUCCGCAUACUUUUAGUAUCGAUCAACGUAAUUUUGGCUCUUUUCGUCUUCCAAAACGGUUUUUUGCUGAAACGGCAAGAAAUUCCGUCGAAAUCGAGCUGCUCCGAUGCGCACGGACAACCCGGACAGAAAUGUUGGAUGCGGCAGCAGUACAAACGGGUUCGCAUCUUUUUUUGAAGUUUUUAGCGGCAUCUUCUUUUUUGUUUUUUGCAGAGUUGCCACGGGCCGGGCCGGGCCGAAAAUUUCAAAACUCCGGCCCGGUUCAAAAAGCGGGAAUUCAAAUUUUGAACUAUUGAUUAAAUAAAAUGUUUGUUUUUCGUAGAACUAACGAAUUUUGCAAGUAUCGAGCAUAAAAAAGAAAUGUAGUUCUCAAAAAUAGUUUUUAUUGGCAUCAAAGCAAAAGUAACAAUUAAAAAAGAAGAAAAUAAUAACGAUUUUUGAUGUUUCACAGACGCUUUCGCUCGGAAUGACCGAGAGACGUGUCGUAGUUUUUUUUUAAAUUUUGAUCCCCGUAAAAAAACGAAAAAAUAUAUUUCCCCCAAAAAUUUGAAUUCGCGCCUUUUGAGCCGGGCCGACCGGGCCGGCCCGUAAUUUGGCAAGUCUGGUUUUUUGCACUCCGAACUAUGAAGACCUACGUUGAACGAUGUAAAACGAGAGAAUAAUAACUGUAGAGCAACAGAGGUGUUUGCCGCGUCAAUCGCAACUAGCACACGUGAAAUGCGGUUUAGCAAUUAUACAAUUGCGCUAAUUCUAGAAAAAUUCUCGGCAAAUCUAAACAAAAAUUCAAAAAUAUUUGUUCGGGAUUUGUCUAGAAUUGGUGCAAUUGUAUAAUUGCUAAACCGCACUUCACCAGUGAGCUUGCAUAUUUCCAGUGGCAUUCGUUAGCUACGAUUUUGUGAUAAUUAGUACGCAAAAGUGACGGUCCAACAUAAUAGAACUGGGCAGAAUAGAACCGCGACAUAAUAGAACUGUUUUUGUGUAUUUAUAUGAGCAUAUUGUCCGUUCCUUUCAAUUAACUUUCGCAAAAUUUUUUGUCUCUCGAACAAUUAAGCAGAAGACCACAGUUUAAGCCUAGAAAAUUGGUUUCCUUUCGUUUUUUGAUAGUACAAUAAAAUUAUUUUCUGUGGGUUUUCGUUACCGUGGAGAAGAGGGGUCACGACGGAAGUGAAGUUAAUGAAUGCAAUAAAUCGAUCACGAGAUUCAAAAAUUAUAUUUUUCUACGAAAGCAUUAUUCAACAGAAAGGUUUAAAAGGUGCUCCAAACAGUUAUAUUGUGUCGCGGUUCUAUUCUGCCCAGUUCUAUUAUGUUGGACCGCCGCAAAAGUAAAAUAAUCAUCCGGUGAAAUUGCUUUUAGUAAGUCUAUCGCUAUGGGAAUGGGAAAGGUAAAUUGCAUCAUUGAAUUUUCUGCAUUCGCUUCCCGUUGAUUGAGAAAUUGCUUUAAAAAACAAGGCGCGAGGGAAAAGCGCAGAGACAAACAACAACAAGAAAAAACAGUUUCGCGCCUGCGUCUCUGCCUUUUUGCACGCAAAUCGCUUCUCUCUCGCCUCCUGUUUUUUUUCCGGUUGAACCGCAAACUUUUCAGGAAAUAAUGCUAAAUGACUAAGUUUUCAGGUGAUUCUAAUUCUCGUGGAUGCCCUCCGAUACGACUUCAUUCAGCCGAUUGGCAAAAAAUCGGAAAUACCCGAGGAGGAGCGGAAUUAUCGAGGACAAAUGACGGUAGAAAUGCCAUAAAAGAAGAGCAGCAAUCAAAAAUAAACUUUUCAGCACAUAAGUGAACUGGUGAAUUCGGAAAAAGCGUCAAUCGGAACACUUUUAGCCGAUCCGCCGACGACCACUCUACAAAGAUUGAAGGUUCUCUAAAAAUUCGGUUCGUUUUUCGAAAUCCCAAUAAAAUUGCAGGCGCUAACGACGGGCACGCUUCCGACGUUCAUCGACGCCGGCGACAAUUUCAGUCCGGACGCCGCCGUCAACGAGGACAGUUUUCUGUACCAGGCGGCGCAGUUGGGCAAGAAUGUCACUUUGUUGGGUGAUGACACUUGGUCGGUUUUAGGAGUGAUUGCAUAUAAACAUUUCUAGGAACGUGACUUGCAUAGAUCGCGAUACUAACGGUUCAAAAUAAUUGAGACUCUUUGAAAUCCUGAAAGCAAGCUAUUCGGAGCAUUUUUCCGAACGACCUAGUGAGCAAGACGACACAAAAACACUUUAGAACUUGCACUCCCUCAAAACCGGACCAAUCAGGCGAACUAAACGUGUUCAGGCUCUCGCUGUACCCGAAUGCGUUCACGAGAACGGCCGCCUAUGAUUCGUUCGAUAUCAACGAUUUGAACACUGUCGACGAUAGAAUUGCACGUGAGUUCUUCGAUUCUCGGACUAUCUUUUGCCACUUUUCAAUCAGGGCUGGGCAAUUGGCCGGUCCAUUUACCUGGACAUUUGAACCACUUGCAAUAUUCCGAUCGGACCCAAACUUUGCAGGCUUCUUUGGCUUGGAUUGAGGGCCAUUGGGACCAAGUUUCAGCUCGAUCGGUUCAUCCGGUCCCGAGAUAUGUGGAUCAUUGGCCGAUUUUUUCCAAAAAGCCCGGGCUUCCGGCCAAUUUCGGCCAAUGAUCCACAUAUCUCGGGACCGGAUGAUCCGAUCGAGCUGAAACUUGGUCCCAACAUGCUUCGAAAAUCAUUGAUUGUUUAGCGAUUCUGGAAGAAGAGAUCGCCGGGUCCGAUUCCUCGAUCAUCAUCGCUCACUUCCUCGGCGUCGAUCAUUGUGGCCACAAAUUCGGACCGACGCAUCCCGUCAUGGCGGAUACUCUCAGAAAAGUGAGUUGCUAAUCAGAAAACUUCAUCCACAUCUUGGCCAUUCAAUGGAAAAUGUGUUUUAGAUGGAUCGAAUAAUCGGGAAAAGCGCGGCAUCGAUGCGCGACGACGAUCUGCUCGUGGUGAUCGGAGAUCACGGAAUGACAUCCACCGGGGACCACGGAGGCGAAUCGGAGAACGAGAUCAAGGCGGGCAUCAUGGUCUACUCGAAAUCGCGGCCGAUGCGUCUUCCGCGCCGUCCGAUCCAUCAGAUCGACAUCGUUCCGACCGUCUCGCUCCUCCUCGGACUGCCCAUUCCGUUCUCGAAUCUCGGAACCGUCAUUGUCGAAAUGUUCACUCGGGACCUAUGGGGCAUCGCGGUCGCAAUGAACUACGAACAAGUGAAGCGAUUCGCCGAAACGUACGCGACGCAGAAGAACUUUGCAGAAUUGCACACGCACACGGCGCGAGACGCCAAUACUAUGGAGGAGCAGAUCAAGUACUCGAAAAAUGGCAACUCGCUUCCGCAAAAACAAUGUUACAGCACAAUGUCGCGCAUCCAAACGGUCCUGCGUGUCGCGUGGACACAAUUCGACGACGCCUACAUCAACGCCGGACUCUUUUCGCUUUUCGAAGCGAUUCUGUUCAUGAUUACCAAUGAGGUUGGGUCCGUUUCUUUGAGCCAAGAAAUUGUCCACUCAAAAAUGCUACAAACCCCGAUUUUUUGCAGGAGCUCUCAACAGAAUGGAUAAUAUUCCGAACCGGAUGCGGCCUGCUCCAGGCGGCUCUUCUCUCCGAUCGCACCGAUUCGGACGGAAGCGCUCGCACUCUAUUACUGGUAAUUUUCGACGAAUUUAUCGAUUUUCUACCUGAAAUCCAAUCCUCAUCAAUUUCAGAUGUCUCUGUGCGUCUCCUGCCUCUCCUCGUUCAUCUCUUUGGCGCAAACGGCUUUGCAAUGCCGAUUUUGCCUAAAAUCGAUAAUUUCUUCAAGAGUAAUCGGUUGGUUGUGGCGAAUUAUUAUUGUUUUGCAAUAUUAUCGAAAAAAUACAAUUUUUGGGGAGCUUUAAGGGGGGAUUGGAAGAAAUGAUGAUUAA
Molecule: messenger RNA, 3890 nt
Organism: Caenorhabditis sp. 36 PRJEB53466
Lineage: Eukaryota; Metazoa; Nematoda; Chromadorea; Rhabditida; Rhabditidae
Source: the annotation of a GenBank genome assembly